Molecule: messenger RNA, 5219 nt
Organism: Lates calcarifer (barramundi perch)
Lineage: Eukaryota; Metazoa; Chordata; Actinopteri; Centropomidae
Gene: tdrd9
Product: tudor domain containing 9
Exons: 35
Coding region: 116-4126 (1336 amino acids)
Cellular component (GO): intracellular anatomical structure
Molecular function (GO): RNA binding; ATP binding
Source: RefSeq, a predicted model, not a curated record
CGCCAGGGGGCGACGUGAGUUCAUUCACCUCGGUUGCCUCGCGCUUCAAUGUCGACCGAGCAGAGUGGGAGAGAGACGACGACAGAAAAGUAAACUUAUCGCAGACACCUGCAACAUGAAGAAAGUGUUCACUGCGGAGCAGAUUUCGGACUGGUUCACCUCGGGGCCCACGUUUGCCAACAUUAAACUAACAGACGAAGCGGUCGAAAGAAAGUUCGAUGAGCCAGCGUCGAAAGAGACCAGCCCAUCAGAGGUUCCUGUUGAGGGCAGCCCAAAGAGAGUGAACUCUGAUGGAGGGAGGUUCCAAAAACUAGAACCUGCAAGGAGUGCUGCCCCUCCUCCACUCGCCAGUUAUGAGUACCCCAGCUUGCCCAUAACCAAAAACAGACAGGAGCUGGUUUCCCUCAUAGAAAACAACUCUGUAGUGAUAAUUCGGGGAGCCACAGGCAGCGGCAAGACCACUCAGCUGCCACAGUACAUUCUGGACCACUACAAUGAGAAAAAUGCCUCGUGCAACAUUGUUGUCACCCAGCCACGCAAAAUUGGAGCCACCAGUAUUGCUCGAUGGGUUGCUACACAGCGGAGGUGUACUCUGGGUAGUCUGGUGGGAUAUCAGGUUGGUCUGGAGAAGAUGGUGACUGAGCACACCCGACUAAUCUACAUGACUACAGGAGUGCUGCUGCAAAAACUGGUCACAGCCAAGUGCCUCACAGAGUACUCCCACAUCUUUGUAGAUGAGGUUCAUGAGCGCACUGAGGAGAUGGACUUUCUCUUACUGGUUUUGCGAAAACUCCUUCAUUCCAACUCUCGUUAUGUUAAGAUCAUCCUCAUGUCGGCCACCAUCAACUGCAGACAGUUUGCUGAGUACUUUGGCACCCCAAUUCAGGGCAAGAUGAACCCGGCCUACGUGUUUGAAGUAGAAGGGGCACCCUAUGCCAUUGAGGAGUUUUAUCUGGAUGACCUCCACAGCCUGUUUCCAUACAGGGUUGAGUCACCUCAUCUAGACGACCCUCAUAUCUCAGUAGAGAUGUACAAUCUUGCCAUCAGUCUCAUCCAGAGCUUUGACGAGAUGGAAGGCAAAGACUCCAGCAAAGCUGAGAAAGAAAGUGGCAUGACUUCAUCAGAGAGAGGCAGCGUGCUGGUUUUCCUUCCUGGUUUACAUGAGAUAAGCUGCAUGCAGGAGUCUUUGGCAAAGCUGGUCCACAGAAGACUGCAGGUUUAUCCUCUCCACUCCACUGUGACUCUGGAGGAGCAGAAUGGUGUGUUUCUGUUCCCUGUCCCUGGAUACAGGAAGGUCAUCCUCUCCACCAACAUUGCAGAGAGUUCAGUGACUGUUCCAGAUGUCAAAUAUGUGAUUGACUUCUGCCUGGCCCGUCACCUGGUCUGUGACCAAGAUACCAAUUAUCAGUCUCUGCGUCUCACCUGGGCAUCAAAAACCAACUGCAACCAGCGCAGGGGCAGGGCAGGGCGAGUGUCUAAGGGCUACUGUUACCGUCUUGUCACCAAAGAGUUCUGGAGGAAUGAAAUUCCAGACUACAUGAUCCCUGAGAUGCUGCUCGCCCCCUUGUCCACCAUCAUGCUGAAAGUGAAGCUGUUGGACAUGGGUGAUCCGCGCUCCCUUCUCUCUACAGCUCUCUCACCCCCCAACCUUGGUAACAUAGUGAGAACCAUUCUCCAACUGAAAGAGAUGGGUGCUCUGUCUGUGAAAAGUGAUGGCAGGGGACAAAAUGAGGACGGUGACCUAACGUUCCUGGGUCGAGUGCUGGCGCACUUACCUGUGGACCUGUACCUAGGGAAGAUGAUUGUCCUGGGCCAUGUCUUCGGCUGCCUGGAUGAGUGCCUCAUCAUAGCUGCCUCACACUCUCUGAAGAGUUUCUUUGCCAUACCAUCCAUGCAGCAGCUUGCAGGCCACAGGAGCAAGCUGGCCUUUGCCCGUGGCACAGCAAGUGAUUCCAUCGCUUUUGUCAAUGCCUUCAAGGCAUGGCACUCAUCCAAAAAGAAAGGACAGCUGAGACACCCAAAGGAUGAGCUGGACUGGGGAAAAGAGAACUUCAUUCAGAUCAAGAGGAUCAGAGAGGUUGCAGAGCUGUAUGAGGACCUGAAGAAGCGUGUGUCCCAGUUCAACAUGCAGGUGCCAGACAACAUUCAGCCAUUUGACUACACCAGUGCACACAAGCAGAAGUUCAUUCUUCAGGUGGUCAUUGCUGGUGCCUACUACCCCAACUACUUUGUACAGGGGGAAAUAGAUGAAGACCUGGCCUCCAGAGAAUUAAGUGGCUUCAACCCCAGAACAACAGUGAUGUUGAGGAACCUCCCUCCAUAUAGUUUCCUGUACUACAAGCAGCUGCAGUCUCUGUUCCGCCUGUGUGGACAGGUCAAGGCCAUUUCCUUUGAGAGCUCCAGAGCGUACGUGGAGUUCUACAGGACAUCUCAAGACUCUGGGGUGCUGCCUGAGGUCUCCCUUGCCCUCCUCCUGGCCCAGCACAGUCCUUUCAUGGAGCUGUCUGUUUACCCCAUUGAACAAAUAGAAAUCUGUGCUGGGAACAGAAACAUCUCUCACAUGAAAUAUUCACGUGUGAAUGUAGAUUUCCAGAGCCAGUCUGUCUGCCCAGUGGGAGUGGUGAGCAGCACUAUUGACCCAGACAAGCUGCCCCCAAACCACUUGUUUGUGGUCAACAUCACAGAGGUGGUGGACGUGGGACAUUUCUGGGGGUUCCAGGCAGAUGAAGCCAGCUUGGCGAAGCAGCGCCAUCUGACAGCUGAGAUUAACACACGUACGCUGCAUCCUGUAACUGUGUCGCUCUACCCUAACCUGCUGUGCCUGGCUCCUUACUCUGAGAUAAAUGAGCAGAACCUGUACUACCGUGCCAAGAUCUUGCACAUGCGUGGCAAUUCAGUGGAGGUUUUCUUCUUGGACUUCGGCAACACAGCAGUUGUUGCCUGCAGCAGCCUCAGAGAGCUCCCCUCUGACCUCCUGUCUCACCCUUUCCAGGCUCAGGAGUUCCAAGUUAGUGGAAUGCGUCCUUCAGCCCAGUCCAUCAUCUUGGGGAACCAGUGGAGCAGCCGAGCCCGCGACCGCUUCAUCACACUGGUGAAAGGCACUUCGGUCUUCGUGUCGCUGUACUCCAUCCUCCACAAUGUCAUGCGCGUGCAGCUGUUCAUCAACACAGAGACGAGAAACACCAGCAUGGUAGACAUCAUGGUAGAGGAAGGACAUGCUGUGAAAGCCGAGGAGAGCUUUGAUUCCAAGCAAAACCAUGAGGCACUGAUGUCCCUGUACAAGGACAUGGAAACAGGUGCAUAUGUUCCCAACGCUGCCAGCAGCUCCUGGAAGGAUCGCAAGAAAGAGGAGAAGGACCUCAUUGAUAAACUGCUCGCUCACUUUUCCAAGAGCAACCAGUCCUUUUCCAAAACAAAGGUCCAUCUGCAUGGACCAACCAGUUCUCACAAGAUAAACUUCCACAGCUUGAGCCACAAGACCCACUUUAAGACAGUGUGUAUAGAGAGGUCCAGCAUCAAUUCCCUGGCCCUGAAUGAAAACCCUCACUACAAACAUCAGAGGAUGCUGGUGGCCGGGACUGUGUCAGUCAACUCCACAGGUACACGCAUUCUCCUGAAUGACACGUCCAUCAUGCCAGACAUCCCUGGACUGCCUGCCCUCGUUACCAUGCUCUUCACCCCCGUCAUGGAGUUACGCACUAAUGAAGAGAGGACCUACUACACCGGUGCCCUCUGCGGACUGGGUUGGAACAGUCAGACACAAGAGGGCCUCCUACCUGACCAUGACAUCGAGCUCACCUUUGACGUCAGGUUUGAUGUUGAGGACAUCACUGAGAUAAAUGCUUUACGAGUGGCCAUAAACCGUCUGGUGUGUGAAGGGCCCAGUGGCACUCUGCAUCUGGGACGUGACAGGAUCAGCCGCCUGCAGGAAGACUGUCGGGACCGCCUCAUAAGACUGUUCACCAAGUCACCUCCAAGGGAAGCUGUCACUCCAGUUUACUUUGAAAAACUGGAGAAAUGGAACCAGGUGGAUCCCUCUCUGAGGAUGGAUAUCGUGGAGCCUGGAAGAGGAAAGACAAAGGCUGUUCUCUUCCAGCUACAUCCAGUCACUCUCCUCAACACCUAAAAAGGCACUGUAAACCUUUUAUUUGUGUUCAGUCCAGAGGACCAUAUGUUUUACUUUUUUGUUUUUAUGUUCAAAUGGAAGUGGAACAGCAAAAUCAGCAAAAUCCUCAAUUCUUUCCUUCUUGUUGUUUUGACUAGAUUCUCUGUUUGCUGCUAAUAAGAAAUAUACAGUUCAUUGAUGAGACUCCUGCAUAGCUUGUCAUAACAUUGUUUCAGCAGUGAGCCAUUAAAAAUAGCUGUUUGCAACAGAUGAGGCUUGUCAAUCAGUCUUCAUUCAAACAUAGUCUCAUUGUGACCCAAGAGUCAAGUUAAAUUUGUCACUACAGCAGGCACACACACCACACACACUCACACUUUAAACUUCUACAACUGGAGGUGUGCCUGCGCCAGAAUUCAUUGGCUUGUAUUUAUAGCUCAUUCCAACUCUCCCAUCCAGAGUGUUAUCACCUCAAACUUAGGCACGGUGUCAUACACAGACUCUUCCAACUCUCCAACCUGAAGUUGUCUUAUGAAUGUGAACUCGACAGUAAGGUGGCUGAGGAGAUGUUAUACAUCAAGGUACAUUUAUUUUUCUUAUUCUUGUAAUUAAAUACAUACUGUAAGUGCAAAUAGUUAAAGAGUCCAGGGUCUAAAGAACUACAGAGUAUAGUUGAACAUUGUACAAAGUUGGACAGUUAUUCAAACAAGCUAAAUAUCACCAGAUACUCCUUGUCUUCAUAGUAGUUGUACAACAGUACCUAAAGCAUGAGCGUGUGUAUUGUUCCUUAUGGUUAUACAAAAGCAAAAACCCUACAAUUACCACAUCUAAGACGCAUACUGUUAAAUUAAUUUGUGCUUGGAAACACCAAAAGGAAAUCAUUUUUGAUAUUUAUAUAUAUUGACAUAUACUGAGAGAAGCCCCAACUGCUAACUCAGAAACAUGAAGCAGUAUUUAACAUUGGCAGCAGAACAUGUCUGUGGGCAUUUAGCUUUUUUGUGCCAAACCGUACAGUUUGUGGUAAGCACUGCAAAGCAAAAAUGUAGCGUGAUUUUAAAAACUGCACAAAAGAUAUCAAAUAUUAUUUACCCAAGGCUCGACUUCAUGCACUUUAUAA